GCUACCGCCGAUCACGAUGAGAUCUUCUUCAUUAUAGCCCUGUGUUGGCAUGAGCGUGGAUCUGCAGGAUGGGCAAUAUUCACCGGCCGCUCGUACUAGACUUCGUGACGAAGAAAACAUCCAGCUUGCCCCGCUUCAGUCAUCACGAGACGAUGCCGGAGCUGGAGAAAAUGGUUCACUCUCAAACGAGGGAGUGAAUGAAAUCUCUGAACCGCAAGACGAAGGUGAACAGCGCUUGACAUUCUUCACCGUCAAGCUGGUCACUGUAGCCGCUAUUUCAGGGUUAUUGUUCGGCUAUGAUACGUCUGCCAUCAGCGGAGCUCUGGUGAAUAUCCAGGAUGAUCUUGGAGCUCUGAGCGACUGGCAAAAAGAGCAGAUCACCUCGUCCACUACGCUCGGUGCACUCAUCGGGGGACUUGGAUCCGGUGCGCUGUCAGACUACACCGGGAGGAAACCUCUCAUUGGGAUCGCGUCAGCCCUGUUCAUCCUUGGUGCAGUCCAACAAGCGUGGAGUGGCUCCGUUUGGUCAAUGUGCUUGGGGAGAUUGAUCGUGGGUCUCGGGGUAGGGCAGGCUAGCUGCAUCGUCCCUUUGUACAUUGGCGAGCUGGGUCCAAGCCGGCUGAGAGGUAGACUGGUGACUGUGAAUUGCGUCAUGAUCACACUAGGUCAAGUCAUUGCAUAUCUCAUCGGGAUGAUCUAUCAAUAUACCCCGGGGGGAUGGCGAUGGAUGCUGGGACUUGGAGCAAUUCCAGCCAUGAUCCAGCUGUUCUCUCUGGCAGUGCUACCCGAGUCGCCACGGUAUCUCCUACUUCAAUCGCGUCGGACUGAGGCUCGCGCGGUCCUCGUUAAGAUUUACCCCUAUGCGGACGACGAACAAGUAGAUGCCAGACUAUCCUUGAUGAUGGCAGGAGUCCGUCAGAGCACUGUCCUCGCACAAUCGUCCACAUGGCUGAAUCGACUCCGGAGCUUGUUGAACGAGGGGCCAAAUAGGAGAGCUCUGGUCAUUGGAUCGGGUCUACAAGCCUUUCAACAGCUUACGGGGAUCAACACGGCUCUGUACUAUUCCGCGACUUUGUUUGCGAGUCUUGGCUUUCGCAAUGCCAUAGGUGUAGGAUGUGUGGUCGCCCUGGCCAACUUUGCCUUCACCCUGGUUGCACUUAGGCUCGUGGAUUCGCUCGGUCGCCGAAAAACCAUGCUGUAUUCGCUCUCCGGCAUGGCGUCAGGUCUGAUACUGAUGGCCGCAUUCUUUCAUUAUCUGCCUACGAGGGGAGAUAGCCAACCCUCGACUGACAGCUCGUCAUUCGCUCCAGGCCUCAUCGUUGCAGCCAUGCUCAUUUACGUAUCGUUCUACGCCAUCGGUAUGGGCAAUAUACCGUGGCAGCAGGGCGAACUCUUCCGACUCGACGUCAGAGGACUAGGCACGAGCAUCUGUACUGCGACGAAUUGGUCUUGCAACCUCCUUGUAGCAGCUACAUUCUUGUCUCUCCUGAGGGUUGCUACGCCUAGCGGAGCGUUCAUCUUGUACGCUGUGAUCUGUCUCGUCGGAUGGACUUUCUGCCUGCUUCUCUAUCCAGAGACUUCGGGGCUGUCAUUGGAGGAGGUUUACGAGUUAUUCAAGGACGAUUUUGGCGUGCAGCAAAAGUCUAGAUCUCUCCCAUAGGCAUGCGGACAGUCUCCUUGAUACCGUGACAGCCAUCUCAUACACCCAUGACAAUGUUGUAUGCAAGCAUCCUUGACUGCCAGCACAAAA
Molecule: messenger RNA, 1750 nt
Organism: Kockovaella imperatae
Lineage: Eukaryota; Fungi; Basidiomycota; Tremellomycetes; Tremellales; Cuniculitremaceae
Product: general substrate transporter
Exons: 8
Coding region: 50-1660 (536 amino acids)
Biological process (GO): transmembrane transport
Cellular component (GO): membrane
Molecular function (GO): myo-inositol:proton symporter activity
Source: RefSeq, a predicted model, not a curated record